AUGGCGCCGGUAGCUCGUUGAGAAUAACCAAGCCUAUGUGACAAGUGCAAUACCCAUGGGCCAUGAACCGGGUCUAACCUACUUUUGGUUGUUGAAUUCAGUCACAACUUCACGUCAAGUUAUGCAAGCAGACAAUAUAAUAAUAAUAAUAAUAAUACCAGUAAUUGAAUGUUUGCGUUAUACGCAAAAUUAUUAUAAUUAAAGUUUUAUUAUGCUUUUCAUUAUACAGAAUCUCAAAGCGCUUGUUAAGCGGCAGGUAGCUUAGUGGUCAAGAGCGUUGUGCCAGUAACCGAAAGGUCGCUGGUUCUAAUCCCUGAGCCGACUAGGUGAAAAAUCUGUCUAUGUGCCCUUGAGCAAGGCACUUAACCCUAAUUGCUCCUGUAAGUCGCACUGGAUAAGAGCGUCUGCUAAAUGACUAAAAUGUAAAAUGUAAAAAUUAUAUAGGCUACAACAUCAGCUAGAUCAAGUCUGUUGGAGUGCUUCUAGAUCAAGUCUGAGUGCUUCUAGAUCACGUCUGUUUGAGUGCUUCUAGAUCAAGUCUGUUGGAGUGCUUCUAGAUCACGUCUGUUGGAGUGCUUCUAGAUCACGUCUGUUGGAGUGCUUCUAGAUCACGUCUGUUGGAGUGCUUCUAGAUCAAGUCUGUUGGAGUGCUUCUAGAUCACGUCUGUUUGAGUGCUUCUAGAUCACGUCUGUUGGAGUGCUUCUAGAUCAAGUCUGUUUGAGUGCUUCUAGAUCAAGUCUGUUGGAGUGCUUCUAUACUGAACAAAAAUAUAAACGCAACAUGUAAAGUGUUGGUCCUAUGUUUCAUGAGCUGAAAUAAAAGAUCCCAGAAAUGUUUUAUACGCACAAAAAGCUUAUUUCUCACAAAUGUUGGUCACAAAUCUGUUUACAUCCCUGUUAGUGAGCAUUUCUCCUUUGCCAAGAUAAUCCAUCCACCUGACAGCUGUGGCAUAUCAAUAAGCUGAUUAAACAGCAUGAUCUUUACCAGUGGUGUAAAAAGUACCCAAUUGUCAUACUUGAGUAAAAGUAAAGAUACCUUAAUAGAAAAUGACUCAAGUAAAAGUGAAAGUCACCCAGUAAAAUCCUACUUGAGUAAAAGUAUUUGGUUUUAAAUAUACUUAAGUAUCAAAAGUAAAUGUAAUUGCUAAAAUAUGCUUAAGUAUCAAAAGUAGAAGUGAAAGUAUAAAUAAUUUCAAAUUCCUUAUAUUAAGCAAACCAGACACCACCAUUUUCUUGUUUUAAUUUUUUUACGGAUAGCCAGGGGCACACUCCAACACUCAGACAUAAAUUACAAACGAAGCAUUUGUGUUUAGUGAGUCCGCCAGAUCAGAGGCAGUAGGGAUGACCAGGGAUGUUCUCUUGAUAAGCGUGUGAAUUAAACCAUUUACCUGUCCUGCUAAGCAUUCAAAAUGUAACAAGUACUUUUUGGUGUCAGGGAAAAUGUAUGGAGUAAAAAGUACAUCAUUUUCUUUAGGAAUGUGGUAAAGUAAAAUUUGUCAAAUAGUAAAGUACAGAUACCCCAAAAAACGACUAAAGUAGUACUUUCAAGUAUUUUUACUUAAGUACUUUACACAGGUGCACCUUGUGCUGGGGACAAUAAAAGGCCACUCAAAAAUGUGCAGUUUUGUCACACAACACAAUUCCACAGAUGUCUCAAGUUUUGAAGGAGCGUCCAAUUAGCAUACUGACUACAGGAAGGUCCACCAGAGCUGUUGCCAGAUAUUUGAAUGUUCAUUUCGCCUCCAACGUCGUUUUAAAGAAUUUGGCAGUAUGUCCAACCGGCCUCACACCCGCAGACCAACGCAAAACCACACCUGCCCAGGACCUCUACACCCGGCUUCUUCACCUGCGGGAUCGUCUGAGACCAGCCACCCGGACAGCUGAUGAAACUGUGGGUUUGCACAACCGAAGAAGUUCUACUUUCAGGAAACCGUUUCAGGGAUUCUCCUCAGCUUGCUCGUCGUCCUCACCAGGGUCUUGACCUGACUGGAGUUGGGCGUUGUAACCGACUUCAGUGGGCAAAUGCUCACCUUCGAUGGCCACUGGCACGCUGGAGAAGUGUGCUCUUCACGGAUUCAUCUCGGGUUUCAACUAGAGCUCUCCAGAUGGAGGGUUGACGGACCACGUGUUUUAUACCGUAGCCUAUCAGUGCAGUGUUUUACUUUGUGGGUGGUUUAAGUGCGUUGCUCAAGGCCACAACGGCUCAGUUGUCAUUAUCGUACGUUCAUGGUCUGCCUGUCUGCCCUGUAAUAAACCUCAGGAUUGUCACGUCUCUGUAAUGUGCUGCAUCUCAGGCGGCAGACAGCCUUUCUGUUACGGUGUGCUCUUCAUGUCACUGGACGUUCUCCGUAACGUGCUCCUGGCUGACCCAAGAUCAGCAUCUAAGGGAAACUUCACCCUACUCCGCCACAUACUUGAACCUCUCCAUUAUUCCCUUCCCACAGGCACACUACCCCAGAGAAGUUCUACAUUGAGGCCUGUGAUGACGGGGCCGAUGCAGUCCUGGCCAUCGACAGGGUGUCCAAUGAGAUGACCCUGACUGGUAAGACUCAGUACACACCGUAGCGAAACGUUUUGCAACAAAAAAACAAGCAUUUGUUAUUGGAUGAAUUCAGGUAGGUUCCAAGAGAGGGUUUAUAGCUUCCUAAUGGAGUUCCUGAAGUGCGGAAGUUGUGAAUAAUGAAUGUACCCUUAAAACCUACAACUGCAUAAAGUGCUGGCAAAGUUUAGCGCACCACUCCGUCUAGCUCAGCAAAAGAUCUAGGUCUACAACUGAAGAUGACCUAUUGUGGAUCAGUACAGUAGCUGGAUGUGUGUGUGGUCAAUACAGUAGCUGGAUGUAUGUGUGGUCAAUACAGUAGCUGGAUGUGUGUGGUCUGUACAGUAGCUGGAUGUGUGUGGUCAAUACAGUAGCUAGAUGUGUGUGGUCAAUACAGUAGCUGGAUGUAUGUGUGGUCAAUACAGUAGCUGGAUGUGUGUGUGGUCAAUACAGUAGCUGGAUGUGUGUGGUCUGUACAGUAGCUGGAUGUGUGUGGUCAAUACAGUAGCUAGAUGUGUGUGGUCAAUACAGUAGCUGGAUGUAUGUGUGGUCAAUACAGUAGCUGGAUGUGUGUGUGGUCAAUACAGUAGCUGGAUGUGUGUGUGGUCAAUACAGUAGCUGGAUGUGUGUGUGGUCAAUACAGUAGCUGGAUGUGUGUUAAUCAUUGUGAUUAGAGAGUGUUUAUCCUGUAUCCUGUAUCUUCUUUAGGGAAGAAGGAUGUUCCUCCGUCAGCUAACACCAGGCCCAUCUGUGGCAUCAUGGGGACCAUCCGCCUGGUGGCAGGUAGGCACCACAGCCUGACACAACACUGGACUGGUCCUUAUCUUGUCACACAGGAUGUAGGCCUACCACUCGGUGCGUCCCAACAAUAUCUCCUUUCUCCUGAAGUGUGGAAUCGUUCACUAAUUCCCGCAAAUCUAAAAACAUCAGAUUGGUGGAGGCAUGGGUUAGAGCAGGGGUGUCAAACCAAUGUUUUUUUUUUUCUUCUACUAACUAUGUGUAGAAAUGAAAAUGGGCCUACAUUCAGGAAUUUUAUUGACUGUGUACAGCUCGCUAAUAAUCACCGAAAUGAAAAGCUAGACAGUCAGGGAGCAUCAAAUACCAAAAGUGAUGGAUAGAUGACUAUUUUUAGCAAAUUUGUACGGCGAGGAAAUAUAAUCAGUUUUCAGUGUGGCCCUCCGGACCUCGUUGAAGACCGAAUGCGACCCCCAGGGCAAUCUGAGUUUGACACCCCUGCGACUAGAGGGAGUUUCCACCGUAUUUCUUAUACCAGUAAUUACCUUUUCAAAUCAGUGAAGGGAAUUGAACAAGUGAACACUUGGGGAGAAAGGAGAUUAUCGGAACGUAACCCUUGUCCCUACAGGAUGUACCCCUGUAACUAACACGUUACUGUUUUAAAUAGGGUGUUGACCAGGCUGACGUUAACUGUGGUUUCCCCGCUCACAGGGAUGUACCUGAUCGUCAUUACCAAGAAGAGGAAUGUGGGCAGCCUCCUGGGUCACGCUGUGUGGAAGGCAGUGGAUUUUGAUGUCAUCUCUUACAAAAAGACGGUGCUUCACCUCACUGAGAACCAGGUGACAAACACACUCAUACACUUUUGGGAUAUAUAUUAUUUUUAUAAUAUAUUUUUUUACAUUACAGUUGGAAACAGAGGGGGAAGACAGGCAAAUGAGAGACCAGUAGGAAGGGUGGAUGUGGGGGAUUGAACCCAGUCUGUGGUGGGUUGUGACUAGCCGGGAGUGUUACCGCUAGACCACGGGGUUCUGCACCGUAUUUUCUUCCUAUUCUAAUACUCAGUCGGCUGGUUCUGUUUGAAACUCUUCCUAGUUACAGGAUAUCUAUUCACUGAUAGCUGUUGCUUGUUAUCAAUCCAUCCAUAUCUGUGACUUUGCAUUGUGUCAAUACGCAGAGAGAAUCUCCUUUCAAUCUAUCCUAGUGUUUGACAGGCAGUAGGGAAAGCACACUGCCAUGGAAACAGUAGCUUUGACCUAGAGGGGACCUAGCUACAGUAGCUAUGGUACAGCUAACAGACAGUAGCUUUGAACUUUAGCUAACAGACAGUAGCAUUGAACUAGAGGGGACCUAGCUACAGUAGCUAACAUACAGUAGCUUUGAACUAGAGGGACCUUAGCUACAGUAGCUAUGGUACAGCUAACAGACAGUAGCUUUGAACUAGAGGGGACCUAGCUACAGAUAGCGUUAGGUACAAGCUAACAGACAGUAGCUUUGAAACUAGAGGGGACCUAGCUACAAGUAGCAACAAGACAGUAGCUUUGAACUAGAGGGGACCCUAGCUACAGUACUAACAUACAGGUACCGCUUGAACAUAGAGUGGCCCUAGCUUGAACAGUAGGAACAACAGUAGCUUUUGGAACUAGUAGGACGUUAGCUACAGUAGCUAACAGACAGUAGCUUUGAACUAGAGGGUACCUAGCUACAGUAGCUAAAUAAAGACAAGUAGCUUUGAAACUUAGAGGGGACCUAGCUUACAGUAGCCUCUUGGUACAGCUAACAGACAGUAGCUUUGAACUAGAGGACCUAGCUACAGUAGCGUUAGUACAGCUAACAGACAGUAGCUUUGAACUAGAGGACCUAGCUACAGUACUAUGGGUACAGCUAACAGACGUAGCUGUUGAACUAGAGGGACCUAGCUACAGUAGCGUAGUACAGCUACACAGUAGCUUUGAACUAGGGGACCUAGCUACAGUAGCUAACAGACAGUAGCUUUGAACUAGGGGACCUAGCUACAGUAGCGUUAGUACAGCUAACAGACAGUAGCUUUGAACUAGAGGGGACUUAGCUACAGUAGCGUUAGUACAGCUAACAGACAGUAGCUUUGAACUAGGGGACCUAGCUACAGUAGCGUUAGUACAGCUAACAGACAGUAGCUUUGAACUAGAGGACCUAGCUACAGUAGCGUUAGUACAGCUAACAGACAGUAGCUUUGAACUUUAGCUAACAGACAGUAGCUUUGACCUAGAGGGGACCUAGCUACAGUAGCGUUAGUACAGCUAACAGACAGUAGCUUUGAACUAGAGGGACCUAGCUACAGUAGCUAACAGACAGUAGCUUUGAACUAGAGGGGACCUAGCUACAGUAGCUAACAUACAGUAGCUUUGAACUAGAGGGGACCUAGCUACAGUAGCUUAGUACAGUACGACAGUAGCUUUGAACUAGGGGGACCUAGCUACAGUAGCUAACAGACAGUAGCUUUGAACUAGGGGACCUAGCUACAGUAGCUAACAGACAGUAGCUUUGAACUAGAGGGGACCUAGCUACAGUAGCUAACAGACAGUAGCUUUGAACUAGAGGGGACCUAGCUACAGUAGCUAACAGACAGUAGCUUUGAACUAGAGGGGACCUAGCUACAGUAGCUAACAGACAGUAGCUUUGAACUAGGGGGACCUAGCUACAGUAGCUAACAGACAGUAGCUUUGAACUAGGGGACCUAGCUACAGUAAAGGCUACGGUAACAGACAGUAGCUUGAACUAGGGGGACUAGCUACAGUAGCUAACAGACAGUAGCUUUUGAACUAGAGGGGACCUAGCUACAGUAGCUAACAGACAGUAGCUUUGAACUAGGGGACCUAGCUACAGUAGCUAACAGACAGUAGCUUUGAACUAGGGGACCUAGCUACAGUAGCUAACAGACAGUAGCUUUGAACUAGGGGACCUAGCUACAGUAGCUAACAUACAGUAGCUUUGAACUAGAGGGGACCUAGCUACAGUAGCUAACAGACAGUAGCUUUGAACUAGGGGACCUAGCUACAGUAGCUAACAGACAGUAGCUUUGAACUAGAGGGGACCUAGCUACAGUAGCUAAACAGACAGUAGCUUUGUGAACUAGGGGGACCCUAGCUACAGUAGCUAACAGACAGUAGCUUUGAACUAGAGGGGACCUAGCUACAGAGCUAAGUUGAAUAGAGGGGACCUUGCUACAGUAGCUAACAGACAGUAGCUUUGAACUAGGGGACCUAGCUUUAACAGUAGCCUAACAGACAGUAGCUUUGAACUAGAGGGACCUAGCUACAGUAGCUAACAGACAGUAGCUUGAACUAGAGGGGACCUAGCUACAGUAGCUAACAGACAGUAGCUUUGAACUAGGGGACCUAGCUACAGUAGCUAAACAGACAGUAGCUUUGAACUAGAGGGGACCUAGCUACAGUAGUGUCAAAUCCAAUGUUAAGUAAAUUCCAAGAAUUCAAUUCCCAAUUCAAUAUUAUCCCCAAGAAUUAUACAAAUUCCAAUUUGAAAUCAAUUCCUUCAGGCUUUCAGGCUUAUCAUUUCAGUGUUCAGAAAUAUUCAAAUUGUUAACAUUUAUUUAAAACAAAUCCUGCAGUCAAUGUUUGAUACUAAGUGCUUUACUGUAACUGGGAAAUGUGCAAAAGUAGUGCACUAUAAAGGGAAUAGGGUGUAAUUUGGGACGCAACCUCAAGUCAUUGUAUCUGUUUAGAGAUGCACCACAGGUCAUUGUAUCUGUUUAGAGAUGCACCACAGGUCAUUGUAUCUGUUUAGAGAUGCACCACAGGUCAUUGUAUCUGUUUAGAGAUGCACCACAGGUCAUUGUAUCUGUUUAGAGAUGCACCACAGGUCAUUGUAUCUGUUUAGAGAUGCACCACAGGUCAUUGUAUCUGUUUAGAGAUGCACCACAGGACAUUGUAUCUGUUUAGAGAUGCACCACAGGUCAUUAUAUCUGUUUAGAGAUGCACCACAGGUCAUUGUAUCUGUUUAGAGAUGCACCACAGGACAUUGUAUCUGUUUAGAGAUGCACCACAGGUCAUUGUAUCUGUUUAGAGAUGCACCACAGGUCAUUGUAUCUGUUUAGAGAUGCACCACAGGUCAUUGUAUCUGUUUAGAGAUGCACCACAGGUCAUUGUAUCUGUUUAGAGAUGCACCACAGGACAUUGUAUCUGUUUAGAGAUGCACCACAGGUCAUUGUAUCUGUUUAGAGAUGCACCACAGGUCAUUGUAUCUGUUUAGAGAUGCACCACAGCACACAGUCAGAACAACGCUUGCUAACAGCACAGCUUACUAAAGGUCACAGUGAAUUUCCUUUGUUAUGGAAAAUGGAAGUUGUCACACACUCUUUACUUGAUACGUAAAGAAAGACUUAUAUAUUUUCUUAUUAGAAUUAUCAGUGAAAGUUUUGGUCUAAAUGCCUCAGGUGUUUUAAUACUUCACGUUUUCGAUGAGUGCCGUGGGUGGAGUGGAAAUUUAGUUUGGAGGUAUUAGAAACCAUGUGUGAUUCCAAAUGGCACCCUAUUUCCUAUACUGUGCACUACUUUUGACCAGAGGCCAAAAGUAAUGCCCUAUAUAGGGAAUAGGGCACCAUUUGGAACACAAGACUUGCAUUUUAAUGUAUUUGGCCGUCAGUCAUCUUGAGGAGAGAGACACUGCAUUCACUGGCAAAAACAGGAUACAAAGUGCUGAUAAAGUGCUGACAUAAUGCAGGGAAGCAGCUGCAGCCUCGUAGGGAGUGAUGAGGUAUAGGGUCAAUCCCAUUUGCAUCCUCUCUCCUCUUCUUCUCUUCAAAACACAUUGGAGAAGACCUUAGUUUCAAGUUUUAAUGUCAAAUGCUCAAGUACAGUGAAAUGCCUUUCUUGCAAACUCAAAACACAACAAUGCAAUAAUGAAUAACAAUGUAUUACUAUAAAAAAAUAACACGAGAAAUAUGAAAUACACAGGAAAUAUACAGGAAAUAUUUAAAAAGUCAGUUCCAAUACCAUAUUUACAUGUGCAGGGGUACUGGAUUGAUGGAGGUAGAUACAGUGUAUUCGGAAAGUAUUCAGACCCCUUGACUUUUUCCACAUUUUGUUACGUUACAGCCUUAUUCUAAAAUAGAUUACAUUUUUCCCUCAUCAAUUACACACAAUACGUCUGGAGCAAAAACAGGUUUUUAGAAAUGUUUGCAAAUGUAUAUAAAAAUAAGAAAAUGGUAAUAUGACAUUUUAAGUAUUCAGACCUUUUACUCAGUACUUUGUUGUAGCACCUUUGGCAGCGAUUACAACCUCAAGUCUUCUUGGGUAUGACGCUACAAGCUUGGCACACCUGUAUUUGGGGAGUUUCUCCCAUUCCUCUCUGCAGAUCCUCUCAAGCUCUGUCUUGUUGGAUGGGGAGUGUCGCUGCACAGCUAUUUUCAGGUCUCUCCAGAGAUGUUCGAUCGGGUUCAAGGCCGGGCUCUGGCUGGGCCACUCAAGGACAUUCAGAGACUUGUCCCGAAGCCAGUCCUGCAUUGUCUUGGCUGUGUGCUUAGGGUCGUUGUGCUGUUGGAAGGUGAACCUUCGCCCCAGUCUGAGGUCCUGAGCGCUCUGGAGCAGGUUUUCAUCAAGGAUCUCUCUGUACUUUGCUCCGUUCAUCUUUCCCUCGAUCCUGACUAGUCUCCCAGUCCCUGCCGCUGAAAAACAUCCCCACAACAUAAUGCUGCCACCACCAUGCUUCACCGUAGGGAUGGUGCCAGGUUUCCUCCAGACGUGACGCUUGGAAUUCAGGCCAAAGAGUUCAAUGUUGGUUUCAUCAGACCAGACUAUCUUGUUUCUCAUGGUCUGAGAGUCUUUAUGUGCCUUUGGCAAACUCAAAGCUGGCUGUCAUGUGCCUUUUACUGAGGAGUGGCUUCCGUCUGUCCACUCUACCAUAAAGGCCUGAUUGGUGUAGUGCUGCAGAGAUGGUUGUUCUUCUGGAAGGUUCUCCCAUCUCCACAGAGGAACUCUGGAGCUCUGUCAGAGUGAUCAUCGGGUUCUUGGUCACCUCCCUGACCAAGGUCCUUCUCCCCCAAUUUCUCAGUUUGGCCGGGCGGCCAGCUCUAGGAAGAGUCUUGGUGGUUCCAAACUUCUUCAAUUUAAGAAGGAUGGAGGCCACUGUGUUCUUGGGGACCUUCAAUGCUGCAGAAAUGAUUUGGUACCCUUCCCCAGAUCUGUGCCUCGACACAAUCCUGUCUCGAAGCUCUAUGGACAAUUCCUUCGACCUCAUGGCUUGUUUUUGCUCUGACAUGCGCUGUCAACUGUGGGACCUUAUAUAGACAGGUGUGUGCCUUUCCAAAUCAUGUCCAAUCAAUAGAAUUUACCACAGGUGGACUCCAAUCAAGUUGUCGAAACAUCUCAAGGAUGAUCAAUGGAAACAGGAUGCACUUGAGCUCAAUUUCGAGUCUCAUAGCAAAGGGUCUGAAUACUUAUGUAAGUAAGGUAUUUGUUUUUAAGUUUUAAGAAAUUUGCUAAAAGUAUUGGGUAUUGUGUGUAGAUUGAUGAGGAAAACAAUUAUUUUAAUCAAUUUUAGAACAAGGCUGUAACGUAACAAAAUGUGGAAAAAGUAAAAUGGUUUGAAUACUUUCCGAAUGCACUGUAUGUAUACGGGUAAGGUGACUAUGCAACAGGAUAUAAGAUAAACAGAGUAGCAGCAGCUUGUAUGUGAGUGGGUUGUGUAGAGUCAGUAUAAAUGUAUGUGCAUAUUAUGUGCGAGUGAGAAAAUGGAGUUUGUGUGUGAGUAUGUGAUGAUGUAGGACCCUGUGAGUGUUUAUAGAGACAAAUACUGAAAGAAGAGGGGAGGAACCUUGGACCUUCUCCUCCGAUACUGUUGAGAAGGAGACAAGCAGGUGGGACGUGAGGGAUCACGGAAAGACACAUUGAGAAGUGCAACACUUUGGUAGAAAGGAGAAAUUGUGGUCAUAGCUGUAGUCAUUCAUGUCCGUCUUGUCUAGGGGAUAAUUUCUGUAUUUUGCAAGUUCCAUAUCUUGGAUACUUGAUUACUGACAAGCAAAAAUCAAUGGACUAAUGAAACAAAUACCAAAAUAUGGCUUUCCUUUAGACAUCGGCUGCGUCCCAAAUGUCACCUGCACCACAUAGGGAAUAGGGUGCAGCCAUUUGGGAUGCAGAGAUCAUUAGAAGUUGUGCACUAAACUCUGGGAGGGAGGUGAAGUGGACAAGGUUUAGAAUGAAACCCAUCAACUCGGAGGGCUAUUGUAAUAUGUAAGAGAUGAUUUCAACCGUGCAUAACAAGGCCCCAUUUUGAAACCACCGGGGCUGUAAUAGUACUUCAGAACAUCUGAUGCGGUUCAGAUUUAUUUUAGCCAGAUUUAUUUAAUUUGUUUAUAGGUCACCUAGUAAGAUUUUUGUCAAUGUUUCUAAAUAAAGCAUGCUGUUUAAUUUCAUAUGAAAAGUCCCUGGCUUAACAGCCUCUCUUUCCACAUUUUCACACACACACACAACUCCUACACAAAACGGCAAACUGCACUGUCAUGAGUUGUGCCCAACCAGCUAAAAUCUAUUUUCUCCCAUCCAGACGCAUGACAACAAGACAUUCCUGUCCAUGAUUAACAACGUGCUGACUACAGAUGGAUUCUACUUCUGCACUGACUAUGACCUGACCCACACCCUCCAGAGACUGGCCAACGUCAGCCACGACUUCCAGGAGAUGAGCCUGCUGGAGAGGGUAGGAGAAGAGGGGGAGGGAGAGAGGGAGAGAGAGCGUGAGGAGGGGAGAGAGAGAGAGAGGACAAGAGAGAGAGGAGAGAGAGAGGGGGAGAGGGUGUGUGAAAAGAGGGUAGGAGAAGAGGGGGGAGGGAGGGAGGGAGAGAGAGCAUGAGGAGGGGAGAGAGAGGAGGAGAGAGAGGGGAGGAGAGGGAGAGGGGGAGAGGGUGUGUGAAAAGAGGGUGGGGGUGUGGAAGGGGAGAGAGAGAGGAGAGCGAGGAGGUGUGGAAGAGGGUAGGAGGGGAGGGGGUGAGAAAUGACUAUUGUUUCUCUGGAACAAAGACCCUGUCCAGAAACAACCCUAGACCCAACCUAACCCUCGAGGCUCUUGUGCAGACCUGGAAAGAUUGAUAGAGGUAGACAGUUUACCAUACUGCUCAUAUCCAGAGGGCAAGGUGCAGCUACCACCAUAUUGCUUAUAACUAACCGAUUCUUUCAAAUCUACAUUUACAUUUACAUUUUAGUCAUUUAGCAGACGCUCUUAUCCAGAGCGACUUACAGUUAGUGAGUGCAUACAUUUUCAUACAUUCUCUGAUUAUUUUAGGAGCAUAACAGUUGUUUUUGGACAGGGCCAGAGUUUUCUCCUAUUGCAUACCAAGCUAGUCAACCACAAUGGCUUAGAUGAUGAUAUCCCUCUCUCAUCCAUAUUGGAGGAGUGUCACUGGGGUGUUUGGGCUUUGGGCUCCUGCCAUUCAUGUAAACCACACUAGUCACCUUGCCCUCGUGUACACACACACACACAGAAGCAUUUACUCACGUAAACACACACACACACACACACACCACUGUCUGCUCAAACUGAUGGAGAUAAUUUACUGCAGGCUGAUUGUCAGAUACAGUGCCUUCAGAAAUUAAUCACACGACUUUACAAAGAUACAGCCGCCCUUCCUAACUUAGUUGCCGGAUGGGAAGGAAACCGCUCAGAGAUUUCACCAUAAGGCCAAUGGUGAUUUUAAAACAGAGUUUAAUGGCUUUGAUAGGAGAUAACUGAGGAUGGAUCAACAGCGUUGUAGUUACUCCACAAUACUAACAUAAAUGACAGAGUGAAAAGAAGGAAGCCUGUACAAAAUAAAAAAUAUUCCAAAACAUGCAUCCUGUUUGCAACUAGGCACUAAAGUAAUACUGCAAAAAAAUAUGGCAAAGCAAUUACCUUUUUGUCCUCAAUACAACGUGUUAUGUUUGGUGCAAAUCCAACACAUCACUGAGUACCACUCUUCAUAUUUUCAAGCAUGGUGGUGGCUGCAUCAUGUUAUGGUAUGCUUUUCAUCGACAAGGAAUAGGGAGUUUUUUAAGAUAAAAAUAAAUGGAAUAGAGCUAAACACAGGCAAAAUCCUAGAGGAAAACCUGGUUCAUUCUGCUUUCCACCAGACACUGGGAGACAUAAUCACCUUUCAGCAGGACAGUUAGCUAAAACACAAGGCCAAAUAAACACUGGAGUUGCUUACCAAGACGACAUUCUCAGUGGCCUAGUUACAGUUUUGACUUAAAUCUGCUUGAAAAUCUAUGGCAAGACUUGAAAAUGGCUGUCAAGCAACAAUCAACUUGACAGAGCUUAAAUCGUUUUUUUAAAAGAAUGACGAGCAAAUCUUGUAUAAUCCAGGUGUGCAAAGCUCUUAGACUUACCCAGAAAGACUCACAGCUGUAAUCGCUGCCAAAGGUGAUUCUAACUUGUAUUGACUCAUGCGGUUGAAAACGUAUGUAAUCAAGAGAUAGUGUUUUCCCCCCAUUAAUUACACAAAAUGUUAGUAUUUUUUAAAAGCUUUUACAGUCUUUUUUUUUUUUGUAGAUCGUUGACCAAAAAUGACAAUUUAAAUCCAUUUUAAUCCCACUUUGUAACACUAGAAAAGGGUUGUGAAUACUUUCUGAAGGCACUAUAGAUUGAGGGAUUGAUUUAUUGAGUCUGUGAUUGACUGAUUGGUUCUCCUGUUUCUAGGCAGAUCAGAGGUUUGUGUGGAAUGGAAGCCUCCUGAGAGAGUUCCUUGCACAGCCAGAGGUGAGUGUGAUGAUAUGCCUUAUAACACAUUACACAUGUCCACAGCCUUCCUCCUUUGUUUCUUAUUCUAAUGUACCAGCGGUAAGUGUAUUAGAAUAUGGACGUCAAGAUAACGUCAACCUUACCCCUCCAAAAUUAACCUUAUUUGUUUGAACAAUAACUAUAGACGACCACAGUCUUCCUCCUUUGUUUCUUGUUGAAAUGUAUCCAGUUUAAAUGUGAUAUUUUCAUUCCCUUUCAGCUCCACAAGUUUGCGAUCCCUGUUGUCCAUGGAUGUAUCCUUUGCAUGGUCUUGCUUUGCUCCCACCGAUCUUAGUGUAGUAGUAAUCAGAACGUUGAGUUUGAAUGGGUCUCUCUGAGUGUUCCAAUAACCAAUUUCAACUCAAUGCAACUUAAAUCAUUCCCUCAGGGGCACUUUAGGUAACCGUCGCCAGGAAAUAAAUAAUAACAUCCUCUGCUUAGAGUACAAGAACAAUAACAUCCUCCACUUAGGGUUACGUCCCAAACUGCACCCUAUCCCCUAUAUAGUGCACUACUUUUGACCAGACUAUAUAGGGGAUAGGGUGCCAUUUGGGACACAGACUUAGGUACAACUUGGCCUAUGGGCUGAUGCUGUAGCAGUGUAUUAUGUGAGGUCCUUGAUGAGCCUGAUCCAGUCGUUGUGAUGAAGCCGUGCCGUGUCAACGGGAAGAUCUUUGAAUGGAUCCUCAUAUCCAGAAGGAGCUGCUUCAGGGCUGGGGUCAGGUACUACGUCAGAGGUAAGACACAUGGCCACGUCCCAGUUGGCACCCUGUUCCCUAUGUUGUGCACUACUUUUGACCAGGGCUCAUAGGGCCCUGGUCUAAAGUAGUGCACUAUACAGGGAACAGGGUGCCAAUUGGGUACGCAGCCAUUGUACUGUACUGAGCAGCAUUACUGGCAUGUUGAAUCAGUAAUGGCCCCGUGGACAUGCGUGAUCAUUCUCUCAUUAUCAUUAUUCGGUUUUUUUCCUCAGGUAUCGAUUCUGAGGGCCACGCUGCUAACUUUGUGGAGACGGAGCAAAUAGUCCUGUACAAUGGAGGGAGGGCUUCAUUCGUACAGGUGAGUUUGAAAAGUAGUAGUAGUAGUAGUAGUAGAAGACGGUGGUGGUAGUAGACAACAGCAGUAGUAGUAGUAGUAGCAGUAGUAGUAGUAGUAGUAGUAGCAGUAGUAGCAGUAGUAGUAGUAGCAGUAGUAGCAGUAGUAGUAGUAGUAGUAGUAGUAGUAGUAGUAGUAGUAGUAGUAGUAGUAGUAGUAGCAGUAGUAGUAGCAGUAGCAGUAGCAGCAGUAGUAGUAGUAGUAGUAGUAGUAGCAGUAGUAGUAGUAGUAGUAGAAGACGGUGGUGGUAGUAGACAACAGCAGUAGUAGUCGUAGAAAUAGUAGUAGUAGAAUUAAUAGUAGUAGUAGUUGUUCCAGUUAUUGAAUAGGCUCUGAACCAAUCCAGAGAAAUAAGAGCGUUUUUAAAGGUUUUUUUCAGAUAAUGUUUGUUUCCCUCCACAGACACGAGGCUCCAUGCCCUUCUUCUGGUCUCAGAGGCCCAACCUGAAAUACAAGCCCAAGCCACUGAUCAGCAACAACACCAAUCACGUAAGGGAUUUUACAUCUUCUGUUUCCCUCUUUCUAUUGCAUUACAGUACAACAGGUCAAAGGUUAGGUAAACCCACUCUGUGGAUCUUUUGUCUACCAAAUCAUCAAUUAACGCAUUUUUCCCCAACUGUCUUCAUAGAUGGAUGGCUUCCAGAGGCAUUUUGACUCCCAGGUCCUCAUCUAUGGAAAGCAGACCAUUCUGAACUUGGUAGGCCCCUCCAUUUUUUUUUAAGCCUCACAAUGGCUAACAUCACUUUGUCACAUAAUUGUGAGAGAGACGCAUUAGAGAGAUGGAUAUAAGAUUGUGUUCUUUUUCCUCCAGGUCAACCAGAAGGGUUCAGAGAAGCCCCUGGAACAAGCCUUUGCCAAGAUGGUGUCUGGCUUGGAGAACGGCAUGAUCAAGUAGGAACAGACCACCGCUCUCCUGAACACUCACCCAUCUGGCUUAGCAUUUUGAGCGAUUUAUACCUUUUUAGAUGGGCGGCAGGUAGCUUAGUGGGUAAGAGCGUGGUGCCAGUAACCGAAAGGUCGCUGGUUCUAAUCCCUGAGCCGACUAGGUGAAAAAUCUGUCGAUGUGCCCUUAAGCAAGGCACUUAACCCUAAUGGCUCCUGUAAGUCGCUCUGGAUAAGAGCGUCUGCUAAAUGUAAAAAUUAUGAAGAUGAAUGAAUGAAUGGAUGGAUGAAUGGAUGGAUCUAGUGUAUUCAUGCUGUUUCUAUUGGCUGCAGGUACGUAGCAUUUGACUUCCACAAGGAGUGCAGCCGGAUGAGAUGGGAUCGUCUGAAUAUCCUGGUGGACAAUGUAGCUGAGACACAAGAUGAAUACAGGUAUUUCUCCCUAUUGACUCCUUUUUAAAUAGCUGCUAGUCUACACCCACAACCAUACAAGACUCCAGUUAAGUUCCUUAGCAAGAGGAUAGGCAUAUGAACACAAAGGAGAGGGUCGUUUUCAUCCUUUCUACCCUUUUAUCUCUGGUGUGUCUUCAGGGUAACAUACUGUGAUUACAUUACGGUAGUCAGUCUGGUCUGUCUUCAGGGUAAAUUACCUGUGAUUACAUUACAGUAGUCAGUCUGGUCUGUCUUCAGGGUAAAAUACCUGUGAUUACAUUACGGUAGUCAGUCUGGUCUGUCUUCAGGGUAACAUACCUGUGAUUACAUUACGGUAGUCAGUCUGGUCUGUCUUAGGUAAAUCCUGUGAUUACCCUUACAUCUGGCUCCGGGGUAACUCCUCUGAUAAAUUAAGAUCGUCUGUCUGCUCAAGGGUAAAAUUACCGAGUGAAUGAAUGAAUGGUUUUUGGAUAAAUGUGGAUUCUUAGUGAUUCAGCUGGUCUAUGCUCAGGUAACAUUUGAUUACAAGGUAGUCAUCCGGUGUAUGGGAUACCGUUUUAAAUUUACGGUGUCAGUCUGUAGUCUUCAGGUAACAAUGUGAUACAGGUAUUCUCUCCAUAGACUCCUUUUUAAAUAUGUCUGCUGUCUUCAGGAACAUACCUAGAUUCAUUAGCUGUAGCAAGUCGGAUUUUAGGCAAUACAGAUACAUUAGGAGAGUGGUCGUUUCAUCCUUUUACCCUUACUAGUCUCUGGUCUGUCUUCAGGGUAACAUACCUGUGAUUACAUUACGGUAGUCAGUCUGGUCUGUCUUCAGGGUAACAUACCUGUGAUUACAUUACGGUAGUCAGUCUGGUCUGUCUUCAGGGUAACAUACCUGUGAUUACAUUACGGUAGUCAUCUGGUCUGUCUUCAGGGUAACAUACCUGUGAUUACAUUACGGUAGUCAGUCUGGUCUGUCUUCAGGGUAACAUACCUGUGAUUACAUUACGGUAGUCAGUCUGGUCUGUCUUCAGGGUAACAUACCUGUGAUUACAUUACGGUAGUCAGUCUGGUCUGUCUUCAGGGUAACAUACCUGUGAUUACAUUACGGUAGUCAGUCUGGUCUGUCUUCAGGGUAACAUACCUGUGAUUACAUUACGGUAGUCAGUCUGGUCUGUCUUCAGGGUAACAUACCUGUGAUUACAUUACGGUAGUCAGUCUGGUCUGUCUUCAGGGUAACAUACCUGUGAUUACAUUACGGUAGUCAGUCUGGUCUGUCUUCAGGGUAACAUACCUGGUGAUUAGCAUAUUAAAACCGGCUAUGUGUUCGGUCUUCUCAAGGAACCAUACUGUGCUACUAUUACCGGAGUAGACAAUCGAAUCGUCCUUAUUGUACACCAUACACGGGUGAGUUACAGUGAGAUCUUUACUGACAGCCCUGAACAACAUCUGGGAAGUGUUCAAGUAUUGCAUCAAAUGGAAAAACACGAUUCCAUAACAAGAGCACUAGUAAAUACAGAGGGUCAAUGCAAAUAGUCCGGGUAGCCAUGAUUAGCUGUUCAGCAGUCUUAUGGCUUGGGGGUAGAAGCUGUUGAGAAGUCUUUUGGACCUAGACUUGGCACUCCGGUACCACUUGUCGUGUGGUAGCAGAGAGAACAGUCUAUGACUAGGGUGGCUGGAGUACUUUGGCAAUUUUUUGGGCCUUCCUCUGACACAUUAGGCAUGGGUCCUCAUAUCCUCAAAAAGUUAUACAGCUGCACCAUCGAGAGCAUCCUGACAGGUUGCAUCACCGCCUGGGGCCAAGCUUCCUGCCAUCCAGGACCUCAAUACCAGGCGGUGAUGAAACCAGUCAGGAUGCUCUCGAUGGUGCAGCUGUAUAACUUUUUGAGGAUAUGAGGACCCAUGCCUAAUCUUUUCAGUAUCCUGAGGGGGAAUAGGCGUUGUCGUGCCCUCUGAAUGACUGUCUUGGUGUGUUUGGACCAUGAUAGUUUGUUGGGGAUGUGGACACCAAGGAACUUGAAACUCUCGACCCGCUCCACUACAGCCCUGUCGAUGUUAAUGGGGGCCUGUUUGGCCCUCCUUUUCCUGUAGUCCACGAUCAUCUCCUUUGUCUUCAUCACGUUGAGGGAGAGGUUGGCACCACACUGCCAGGUCUCUGACCUCCUCCCUAUAGGCUCUCUCAUUGUUGUCAGUGAUCAGGCCUACCACUGUUGUUUCGUCGGCAAACUUAAUGAUGGUGUUGGAGUCGUGCUUGGCCAUGCAGUCAUGGGUGAACAGGGAGUACAGGAGGGGACUGAGUACGCACCCCUGAGGGGACCUCUUGUUGAGGAUCAGCGUGGCAGAUGUGUUGUUACCUACCCUUACCACCUGGUGGCGGCCCGUCUAGAAGUCCAGGAUCCAGUUGCAGAGGGAGGUGUUUAGUCCCAGGGUCCUUAGCUUAGUGAUGAGCUUUGAGGGCACUAUGGUGUUGAACACUGAGCUGUAGUCAAUGAAUAGCAUUCUCACGUAGGUGUUCCUUUUGUCCAGGUGGGAAAGGGCAGUGUGGAGUGCAAUAGAGUUUGCGUCAUCUGUGGAUCUGUUGGGGCGGUAUGCAAAUUGGAGUGGGUCUGGGGUUUCUGGGAUAAUGGUGUUGACGUGAGCCAUUACCAGCCUUUCAAAGCACUUCAUGGCUACAGACAUGAGUACUACGGGUUGGUAGUCAUUUAGGCAGGUUACCUUGGUGUUCUUGGGCACAGGGACUAUGGUGGUCUGCUUGAAACAUUGUAGGUAUUACAGACUCAGUCAGGGACAUGUUGAAAAUGUCAGUGAAGACACUUGCCAGUUGGUCAGCGCAUGCUCGGAGUAUAUGUCUUUGUAAUCCGUCUGGCCCUGCGGCCUUAUGAAUGUUGACCUGUUUAAAGGUCUUAUUCACAUCGGCAAUGGAGAGCGUGAUCACACAGUCGUCCGGAACAGCUGGGGCUCUCAUGCAUGCUUCUGUGUUGCUUGCCUCGAAGCACGCAUAGGCUCGUGUCACUGGGCAGCUCGAGGCUGUGCUUCCCGUUGUAGUCCGUAGUAGUUUUCAAGCCCUGCCACAUCCGACGAGCGUCGGAGCCGGUGUAGUAUGAUUCAAUCUUAGUCCUGUAUUGAUGCUUUGCCUGUUUGAUGGUUCGUCGGAGGGCAUAGUGGGAUUUCUUAUAAGCGUCCGGGUUAGAGUCCCGCUCCUUGAAAGCGGCAGCUCUACCCUUUUAGCUCAGUGCGGAUGUUGCAUGUAAUCCAUGGCUUCUGGUUGGGGUAUGUACGUACGGUCACUGUGGGGACGACGUCAUCGAUGCACUUAUUGAUUAAGCCGGUGACUGAUGUGGUAUACUCCUCAAUGCCAUCGGAUGAGUCCCGGGAACAUAUUGCAUUCUGUGCUAGCAAAAUAGUCCUGUAGCUUAGCAUCUGCGUCAUCUGACCACUUCCAUAUUAAGCGAGUCACUGGUACUUUCUGCUUUAGUUUUUGCUUGUACGCAGGAAUCAGGAGGAUAGAGUUAUGGUCAGAUUUGCCAAAUGGAGGGUGAGGGAGAGCUUUGUAUGCGUCUCUGUGUGUGGAGGAAAGGUGGUCUAGAGUUUGUUUUCCUCUGGUUGCACAUGUAACAUGCUGGUAGAAAUGAGGUAAAACGAAUUUAAGUUUCACUGCAUUAAAGUCCUCUGCCACUAGGAGUGCCGCCUCUGGAUGAGCAUUUCCCUGUUUGCUUAUGGCCUUAUACAGCUUGUUGAGUGUGGUCUUAGUGCCAGCAUCGGUUUGUGGUGGUAAAUAGACAGCUAUGAAAAAUAUAGAUGAAAACUCUCUUGGUAGAUAGUGUGGUCUACAGCUUCAUGAGAUACUCUACCUCAGGCGAGCAAAACCUUGAGACUUCCUUAAUAUUACAUUUCGUGCACCAGCUGUUGUUUACAAAUAUACACAGACCGCCACCCCUUGUCUUACCGGAGGCAGCUGUUCUAUCCUGCCGAUGCAGCGUAUAGCCUGCCAGCUGUAUGUUGUCCAUGUCGUCGUUCAGCCACGACUCAGUGAAACAUAAGAUAUUACAGUUUUUAAUGUUCCGUUGGUAGGAUAGUCUUGAUCAGAGCUCAUCCAGUUUAUUCUCCAGUGAUUGCACGUUGGCCAAUAGGACGGAUGGUAGAGGCGGGUUACCCACUCGCCGACUAAUUCUUACAAUGCACCCUGACCUAGGUCCCCUAUAUCUCUGUCUCUUUUUCAUGCGAAUGACAGGGGAUUUGGGUGAAGUAAUCCUUCGCGUCCGACUCGUUAAAGAAUAAAUUUUCGUCCAGUACGAGGUGAAUAAUCACUGUUCUGAUAUCCAGAUGCUCUUUUACGGUCAUAAGAGACGGUGGCAGAAACAAUUAUGUACAAAAUAAGUUACAGACAACGCGAAAAAACACACACACAAUAGCACAAUUGGUUAGGAGCCCGUAAAACAGCAGCCAUCUCCUCCGGCGCCAUUAUAUAGGGAAUAGGGUGCCAUUUGGGACACACCCCCUAGCCUUGUCUUUAUUAUAAAUGGACCCCUCUGUUGUGUCCCUGCAGUGGAGGGCUAGGUGGUGUCCCAACGUUACAGUGCUGUUACUGGCUCUCUCCUAGCCUCGUCUACUGACCCCUCUUGUCUCCCUGCAGCUACUUCAUGGUAGACACGGAGGGGAAGGUGUUGUCCCAGCAGAAGGGGACGUUCCGCAGUAACUGCAUGGACUGUCUGGACCGCACCAACGUCAUCCAGAGCAUGCUGGCCCGCCGCUCCAUACAGUCCCAGCUACAGGUAGGAAGUCCUCCAGAGCUGGACCCGCCGCUCCAUACAGUCCCAGCUACAGGUAGGAAGUCCUCCAGAGCUGGCCCGCCGCUCCAUACAGUCCCAGCUACAGGUAGGAAGUCCUCCAGAGCUGGCCCGCCGCUCCAUACAGUCCCAGCUACAGGUAGGAAGUCCUCCAGAGCUGGCCCACCGCUCCAUACAGUCCCAGCUACAGGUAGGAAGUCCUCCAGAGCUGGCCCGCCGCUCCAUAUAGUCCCAGCUACAGGUAGUAAGUCCUCCAGAGCUGGCCCGCCGCUCCAUACAGUCCCAGCUACAGGUAGUAAGUCCUCUAGAACUGGCCCGCCGCUCCAUACAGUCCCAGCUACAGGUAGUAAGUCCUCCAGAGCUGGCCCACCCUCCAUACAGUCCCAGCUACAGGUAGUAAGUCCUCCAGAGCUGGCCCGCCGCUCCAUACAGUCCCAGCUACAUGUGUGUGGAUGGUAUACGCUUAUUUUUGCUAGACAGUUCACUCCGAUGGAGCAGGCAGAGUACCCCAUUCUACCUCCAUACUGUCCCAGCUGCAGGAGUGUGGGAGUUACACUUACACUCAGAGGGACCCUUUUUACUGCCUAAUAUGUUAAUUUAUACAGUCCCAGCCACAGGUAGGAGCUAGGAGGGUUGCACUCAUUAUCACUUGAAGAAAAGGGAAACCUGCACACUGCUCUGCAGUAGUAUUUAAACCCAUUAUUUCUUGACAGAUACUCAGCGACCAGGCAGAGUACUUUCACACACUGUGGGAGUUAUCAUUCUGACAGUUCCAUAAGAGAACAAACUAAGAAAGUUAUAAUAAUAAUAAUAAUAAUAUGCCAUUUAGCAGACGCUUUUAUCCAGAGCGACUUACAGUCAUGCGUGCAUACAUUUUUUGUGUAUGGGUGGUCCCGGGGAUCGAACCCACUACCUUUGGCGUUACAAGCGCUGUGCUCUACCAGCUGAGCUACAGAGGGUUGAGAGGAGUUGAACAAAGGGUUGCUCAAAGACAACCAGUAGCUACUGUUUCACACAGUUGGAUACAUUAUUAUUGACAGUUUCUUUUAGAGAACAAGCUGAAAGACUGAGCCCUGUCCCUAGUUCCCUACCUUAUCCCCUUCUAAAUGGACUUAUGUAUGCUUGUUUGGUGUUUGUCCACAGAGGAUGGGUGUCCUGCAUGUGGCCCAGCGGAUUGAGGAGCAGGCUGAUUUCGAGAAGAUCUACAAGAAUGGUAAGUGGCCACCCUCUACAGCACAUGAAUGGCAGCUACUUUAAGCCUUUUCACACUGCAUUCUCUUAGGCCAGGGGUAUCACUAACCCUGGGUUAAACUUAGCCCCGGGCUAAGGGGGCUGUCAGCCCUGGGCUAAGGGGCUAAGGGGGCUGUCAGCCCCGGACUAAGGGGGCUGUCAGCCCCGGGUUAAGGGUGCUGUCAGCCCCGGGCUAAGGAGGCUGUCAGCCCCGGGCUAAGGGUGCUGUCAGCCCCGGGCUAAGGGUGCUGUCAGCCCCGGGCUAAGGGUGCUGUCAGCCCCGGGCUAAGUGUAGUGUGUGAACGCAGCUUUUGAGUGUCCUAUGAGGUUGAUCUGUCUGGUGUGUCACACUGCUCUGCUAAUAAUGUCUGUCUGUUUUCGGUGCUAGCUUGGGCUGAUAAUGCCAACGCAUGCGCCAAACAGUACGCUGGUACAGGAGCCCUGAAGACCGACUUCACAAGGUAUAGAAAUGCGUUUCGGUGUGCUGCUGCCUUCAGAAAGUGUUCUCACCCCUUGACUUAGUCCACAUUUUGUUGUGUUACAGCCUGAAUUUCAAAUGGAUUAAAUUGAGAUUUUGUGUCACUGGCCUACACACAAUACCCCAUAAUGUCAAAUUAAUUAAAAAUGAAAAGCUGAAAUGUCUUGAAUCAAUAAGUAUUCAACCCCUUUGUUAUGACAAGCCUAAAUAAGUUCAGGAGUAAACAUUUGCUUAACAAGUCACAUAAUAAGUUGCAUGGACUCACUCUGUGUGCAAUAAUAGUGUUUAACAUGAUGUACCCCACACAUACAAUUAUCUGUAAAGUCCCUCGGUCGAGCAGUGAAUUUCAAGCACAGAUUCAACCACAAAGACCAGGGAUGUUUUCCAAUGCCUCGCAAAGAAGGGUACCUAUUGGUAGAUGGUUAAAAAAAAAGCAGACAUUUGAAUAUCCCUUUGAGCAUGGUAAAGUUAUUAAGUACACCUUGGAUGGUGUAUCAAUACACCCAGUCACUACAAAGAUACAGGCAUCCUUCCUAACUCAGUUGCCGGAGAGGAAGGAAACCGCUCAAGGAGUUCACCAUGAGGCCAAUGGUGACUUUAAAACAGUUACAGAGUUUAAUGGCUGUGAUAGGAGAAAACUGAGUACGGAUCAACAAAAUUGUAGUUACUCCACAAUACUAACCUUAACUUUUUGUCCUCAAUACAAAGUGUUAUGUUUGGGGUAAAUCCAAUAAAACACAUUACUGAGUACCACGCUUCAUAUUUACAAGCAUGUUGGUGGCUGCAUCAUGUAAUGGGUAUUUUCAUUUUUUUUGUAACCUUUAUUUAACUAGGCAAGUCAGUUAAGAACAAAUUCUUAUUUACAAUGACGGCCUACACCGGCCAAACCCGGACGACGCUGGGCCAAUUGUGCGCCGCCCUAUGGGACUCCCAAUCACGGCCGGUUGUGAUACAGCCUGGAAUCGAACCAGGGGGUCUGUAGUGAUGCCUCAAGCACUGAGAUGCAGUGCCUUAGACCGCUGCGCCACUCGGGAGCCCAUACCCCCUCGGUAUGCUUCUAAUCGUUAAGGACUGGGGAGUUUCUCAGGAUAUAAAAUCAUCGGAAUGGAGCUAAGCACAGGCAAAAUCCUAGAAAAAAACCUGGUUCAGUCUGCUUUCCAUCAGACACUGGGAGAUUAAUUCACCUUUCAGCAGUACAAUAACCUAAAACACAAGGCCAAAUCUACACUGGAGUUGCUUACCAAGAAGACAGUGAAUGUUCCUGAGUGGCCGAGUUAGUUUUGACUUAAAUCUACUUGAAAAUCUAUGGCAAGACUUGAAAAUGGUUGUCUAGCAAUUUGACAAAGCUUGAAGAAUUUUGAAAAAAAUCAUGGGUAAAUGUUGCACAAUCCAAGUGUGGAAAGCUCUUAGAGACUUACCCAGAAACACUCACAGCUGUAAUUGGUGCCAAAGGUGCUUCUACAAAGUAUACUCAUGGGUGUGAAUGCUUAUGUAAAUUAGAUAUGUAUGUAUUUUAUUUUCAAUACAUUUGCAAACAUUUCUACAAACAUGUUUUCACUUUGUCAUUAUGGAGUAUUGUGUGUAGAUGGGUGAGAGAGAAAAAAUCAAUUUAAUCCUUUUUUAAAUUCAGGCUGUAACACAACACAAUGCGGAAUAAGUCAAGGGGUAUGAAUACUUUAUGAAGGCACUGUAUACAGGCCUGCAUGUCAGUGUACCUCUGACCUCUGAAAUAUAUACAGGCCUGCAUGUCUCCAGAGACUAUGCUCGUGUGUUUGGAGGUCAACUGUUGGUUGUGUGGCUUCAAUUUGAAGUCACUUUUCUUUCAUUUCUAUGCAGACUGUCUACAUUUUUACAUUUACAUUUUAGUCAUUUAGCAGACGCUCUUAUCCAGAGCGACUUACAGUUAAGUGAGUGCAUACAUAAUUUUUUUCAUACUGGCCCCCCGUGGGAAUCGAACCCACAACCCUGGCGUUUGCAAACGCCAUGCUCUACCAACUGAGCUACAUCCCCUGCCGGCCAUUCCCUCCCCUACCCUGGACGACGCUGGGCCAAUUGUGCGCCGCCCCAUGGGUCUCCCGGUCGCGGCCGGCCACGACAGAGCCUGGAUUCGAACCAGGAUCUCUAGUGGCACAGUUAGCACUGCGAUGCGGCACCUUAGACCACUGCGCCACUCGGGAGCUAGGUACUAGCUGGUUGGUGGAUAAUCUCCGUGUGGCCACGAGCUGUUGAUGGAUGUUAUUUCUCCUUCAGCAGAUUGAUGCCAUUAGUAUUGGGGCAGACAGUCUGGCUACUUGCUUGCUGGUGACUGUAUCACUCGUUGUUGUGUUGACAGUGUCUGUUAUUGAUGGUUGUUGUUUCCUGUCCUCCGCCAGGACAGGGAAGAGGACCCAGAUGGGUCUGGUGAUGGAUGGAGUCAACUCUGCCAUUCGCUACUACAAGAACAACUUCUCUGACGGCUUCCGACAAGUACGUCUGAUUUUUUCAGUUUAAAGGCCUAGAAAAAAGGACGUGUUCCUUUUGUGAACUACAUAAGGUAGUCACAGCAAUAAAUAAUCAGAUAUCUACUGUGUAGUUGAUACAUUUGCUGCUAUAGACCAAUAUCGUUUUCCUCUAAAAUCAUAAUUUUACAAAAACUGAACAUAAUUCUUCAUCCAUGUUUUUGUAGAGAGACAUGGAGAUAUUUCGCUGUGUUCUUUUGUCAGUCCUUUAAAGAGUAAAUAAAAUAGUAUUUGUGUGUCUUGUCUCCAGGAUUCCAUUGAUUUGUUCCUUGGAAACUACGCUGUUGAUGAAACAGACGGACCCACUCCACUCCGCAUCCAGAAGGACUGGAAGUUCCUCACGGUCAGUUGCCUCUCCCCAUCUCACAGUAGUAAUCAAAUCAAAAAAUCAAAAUUGUAUUUGUCACAUGCGCCGAAUACAACCGGUGUGUAGGCCUUUUCAGUGAAAUGCUUACUUACAAGCCCUUAACCAACAAUGCAGUUUUAAGAAAAAUAAGUGUUAAGUAAAAAAUAGUUAAGUAGAAAAUUAAAGAGCAGCAAUAAAAUAACAGUAGCGAGGCUAUGAACAGGGGGUACCGGUACAAAGUCAAUGUGCAGGGGCACAGGUUAGUCGAGGUAAUUGAGGUAAUAUCUACAUGUAAAGGGAUGUAUCAUAGGGGUGAGAGGUGGGGAGAGGCCUUUUUGGGAUGUCCUGGCACCAGUCAGGAUGCCAAGACUGAUCAUCAUGUUUUGUGAUUCACUUUACACGACUAAAUCUAUGGUACUCUCCUCCAUUUUAAUACCGAGUUCUGCUUCCCCCCCCCCCCCCCCCCCCCCCCCAAACUACGAAUAAUAUAUUUUAGUCAUCUUUGUCUUGCAGCUGCCCAUCAUCAUGGUGGUGGCGUUCUCUAUGUGUAUCAUCUGCCUCCUCAUGGCUGGUAAGAAAACCACUGUUGAUCUCCAUCUGACAACCCCUUGUCUAAAGGAACAUUUUAGCCUUUUAACUCUAGCCAUAUUAACCUCAGGACACAAGGGCAUGCUAGCUUGUUCUGUUUUUGUCUAUAUCUUUAAAAUGUUUCAUCUCUGGUCACAAAAAUGUAUAUAUUUGUUAUGGUCUCUGACAAGUGUCCCCCUCUGUCUCUUUGUGUCCUUGAUAUGUGUUGUUCUCUGACGAGUGGUGUCCCCCUCUGUCUCUUUGUGUCCUUGAUAUGUGUUGUUCUCUGACAAGUGUCCCCCUCUGUCUUUUUGUGUCCUUGAUAUGUGUUGUUCUCUGACAAGUGUCCCCCUCUGUCUCUUUGUGUCCUUGAUAUGUGUUGUUCUCUGACGAGUGGUGUCCCCCUCUGUCUCUUUGUGUCCUUGAUAUGUGUUGUUCUCUGACAAGUGUCCCCCUCUGUCUCUUUGUGUCCUUGAUAUGUGUUGUUCUCUGACAAGUGUCCCCCUCUGUCUCUGUGUCAUUUAUGUGUUGUUCUCUGACGAGUGUCCCCCUCUGUCUCUGUGUCCUUGAUAUGUGUUGUUCUCUGACGAGUGGUGUCCCCAUCUGUGUCUCUGUGUCCUUGAUAUUUGUUGUUCUCUGACAAGUGUCCCCCUCUGUCUCUUUGUAUCCUUGAUAUUUGUUGUUCUCUGACAAGUGUCCCCCUCUGUCUCUGUGUCCCCCUCUGUCUCUUUGUGUCCUUGAUAUGUGUUGUUCUCUGGCGAGUGUCCCUCUCUGUCUCUUUGUAUCUGACGAGUGGUGUCCCUCUCUCUUUCCCAGGUGACACGUGGACUGAGACCCUGGCGUACGUGUUGUUCUGGGGCACUGCUGCUGCAGUCACCGCUGCCGUCAUAGUCUUCAACGGCCGUGACUUUGUGGACGCCCCCAAACUGGUGCAGAAAGAGAAGAUGGACUGAAUGUGUGUUUGUGGAAAGCAGCUCGGCCCAGCGGACUCCUAUACCUCUUCAUCUUCAUCCAACUCUUCUUCCUCCCGGCUGCUUGAGGCUCGGACACUGUACUGACCUGCUGCUCUCCACACUGUCCUCCUAGUGUGCAUCCCAAAUGGCACCCU
Messenger RNA from Coregonus sp. 'balchen', 26414 nucleotides. NCBI's taxonomy places the organism in Eukaryota, Metazoa, Chordata, Actinopteri, Salmoniformes, Salmonidae. The record is from the annotation of a GenBank genome assembly.